AUGUCCCGCUCGGAGGAGGUCAAUCGGCUGACGGAGAAUGUCUAUCGGGCGAUUCUGGACCAAUUCAACCCCAGUCUAAGGAAUUUUGUUACCAUGGGAAAGAACUAUCAGAAAGCACUCUCAGGAGUAACGGUGGCAGCCAAAGGUUAUUUUGAUGCCUUAGUGAAACUCGGGGAGUUGGCCAGCGACAGCCAAGGAUCCAAGGAACUGGGUGACACGUUGUUCCAGAUGGCUGAAGUUCAUCGGCAGAUUCAAGUACAGCUGGAGGAAACGCUGAAGCUUUUCCAGUCAGAGCUCCUGUCCCAGUUGGAACACAAAUUAGAACUGGAUAUCAAGUAUCUGAUGGCUACCCUGAAGAAAUACCAAGGUGAGCAUCGUGCCAAAGCAGAGUCCAUCGAGAAGUGUCAGACAGAGCUGAAGAAACUGCGCAAGAAGUGCCAGAGCAGUAAAAACCCACAGAAGUACGGGGACCGCGAAGUCCAGUAUGUGGAGAUUAUGAGCACCAAGCAGAGUGAGCUGGAUCGGUUUGUGGCGGAAGGAUACAAGGCAGCGUUGACUGAGGAGAGGCGCCGGUACUCCUUUCUGGUGGACCGCCAGUGUGCAGUCUCCAAGCACUUCAGCACCUAUCACACCAAGGUGCGGGAGCUGUUAGCGGCCAAGCUGCCCGUCUGGCAGGCAUCGUGCACCCAACCCACUCGCCUCCCUGAGCGUGCCCUGGCCUUGGUCAAGCUGACAGCCAACCAUCUCCCCGGGGGGACACCCAUUACAGCCGCUGACCCCCUUCCCAGCGCUAAGGUCCUGGAAGAAUUGUUAGAGCAUGGACCAAACCAUCGUGCCUCAGUCCAGGAGGUGACGCCACUGCCUAAUGGUGACUCCCAUCGUGGGAAGGGAUCGAGGGACCCGGGCCACCCGCCGAUUAGCGAGCCCAUCGCCCUCACCUCAGGCCUGCCGCCCACCCAAACCACUCAGACCCCCCCACAGACCAAGACCGCCGAGAGCUAUUCCUGCACCCUUCCGAUGCCGCGCAAGAUGUCGACGGAGACCCGCCUUGCGACGCUGGUGGAGAACAAGACCCUGCCUCGCAUCAGUCCACUCUCCAUCCUGCCUGCACGUUCUGAGCGCCGGAGGGUCCAGGCGAUAUUCUCCCACUCGGCGGGCGAGAACAGCACCCUGCUCAACUUCCAAGAGGGAGACGUCAUCUUGCUGCUGGUGACGGAGGCACGGGAUGGCUGGCAUUACGGGGAGAACGAGGCGACCAAAAUGAAAGGCUGGUUUCCUUUCUCCUAUACCCGGCCCUUCCCCCCAGCCGAAGGGGCCGACAAGCCACUUAUCAGCUUCGCACUUAGCAAAAUGAACAGUAGCAGCACGGGAAAUCUGGACCGAGCGGGCUCUCCACCGGCUGGCCCCGAGGGAGGGGAGAGCCCGCGCUACGGACCUUCCCCGCGGACCAGUUCAUCCCGCCAGCGUCCUUACAGCAUGCUCAACCCCGACCUGUCUCAGCUCUUACUGUUCCAUGGGCUGAGUGGUUUUCCUGAAGUUCUGGAGCUGAAGCAGGACUUGCGUGAAUGGGACUGA
Messenger RNA from Gekko japonicus, 1575 nucleotides. Its product is annotated as brain-specific angiogenesis inhibitor 1-associated protein 2-like. The record is from RefSeq and is a predicted model, not a curated record. The coding region runs from base 1 to 1575 and encodes 524 amino acids. Gene Ontology annotation, biological process: plasma membrane organization; actin filament bundle assembly; actin crosslink formation. NCBI's taxonomy places the organism in Eukaryota, Metazoa, Chordata, Lepidosauria, Squamata, Gekkonidae. Gene Ontology annotation, molecular function: protein binding. Gene Ontology annotation, cellular component: cytosol; nucleoplasm. The transcript has 13 exons.